AUGUGUUGGAGCUCGCAGUGUGUAUUGACUAACUUUGUUUCUUUUUUUUAUUAUUUAUUUUUUUGCUUUUCUGAUAUUGUCUCGUUAAGUGGCUCCUGAGUAAAAUGUCCUCUGAGGGUGGGCUGUGGGUGGGAAGCACAUGGUGUGUUCCAGGCCAGGACCUGCCAGCUCCUUCCUUGCAGGGCCUGGGAGAGCACACCCUGCAUAGUUUUUUUCCAAACCAAAUGGACUGAUGGCUCAAUUAUCACCUGAGCAAAGAGCAGCUGCCUGUAAAUUUUGCCCAGCACAGCCCUGUUUUGUGAUGUGAUAGCAUGGGGCUUGGUAUCUCCUGCCCCUUCUUCACAGAAAAAUAAAACAACCAAAAAACAAAGGGUGGAAAAAAUAGCAGGUUUUGGCUGGGAGCCAGCCUGUCUGUCUCCUUUUCUCUUCUGGCUGUGCUGCAUCUUUACGUGGAUGACAGGCCUUGGACAUUGCUUGGCUCACCAGCACCCUGUUUAACAUGGUGUGCUGGAUGAAUAAAUGCUAAAGUAGUGUUUGUUGCCAAUUAUCAGUGUUCCAGAAUAUCCUGUUACCCUAUAAGGUUUUGGUUUUGGGUUUUUUUGAGUAAUUUUGGGGAGCAGGAGCACCAAGUAUUUUAAUCUGCAUAUUGAGGUGAAAUGUUCAUGCUGAUGCCUGUGCUCUCUUGGUGUUCUAAUGUCUCUUAUUUAAACCACACAUGAAUUUCAGGAGAUGAAACCAGACAAAGGGUGAAGUUUACAGACGAUCGUGUGUGCAAGAGCCACCUUCUGGAUUGCUGUCCCCAUGAUAUCCUGGCUGGAACACGGAUGGACCUGGGCGAAUGUACAAAGAUCCAUGACUUGGCUCUGCGAGCAGAUUAUGAGAUUGCAAGUAAAGAGAGAGACCUGUUUUUUGAGCUGGAUGCAAUGGAUCACCUGGAAUCCUUCAUUGCAGAGUGUGACAGGAGAACAGAACUGGCCAAGAAACGCUUGGCUGAGACACAGGAAGAGAUCAGUGCUGAAGUGUCUGCAAAGGCAGAGAAAGUACAUGAGCUGAAUGAAGAUAUUGGAAAACUCCUAGCUAAAGCUGAACAGCUGGGAGCUGAAGGAAAUGUUGAUGAGUCUCAAAAGAUCCUGAUGGAAGUGGAGAAAGUCCGAGCGAAAAAGAAAGAGGCAGAGGAAGAAUACCGAAAUUCAAUGCCUGCAUCCAGUUUCCAGCAGCAGAAGCUGCGUGUGUGUGAAGUCUGUUCAGCAUAUCUGGGUCUCCAUGACAACGACCGGCGUCUUGCUGACCACUUUGGAGGCAAAUUACACUUGGGUUUCAUUCAGAUUCGUGAGAAACUGGAUCAGCUGAGGAAAACAGUGGCAGAAAAGCAAGAGAAGAGAAACCAGGAUCGUUUGAGACGGAGAGAGGAGAGAGAACGAGAGGAGAGGAUGGGCAGACGGUCUGGAUCAAGAAAUAGAGAUCGUCGAAGAUCCCGCUCUCGGGAGCGGAGGCGGCGACGCUCCAGAUCAGCCUCCCGGGAACGGCGGAAGUCGCGCUCGCGCUCCCGGGAGCGGCACAGGCGCCACCGGAGCCGCUCCCGCAGCCACAGCCGAGGGCACCGCCGCGGCUCCAGAGACAGGAGCUCCAAACACAAAUCUUCUAGAGAUCGAUCUUCAAGAGAAAAGUCCCGAGACAGAGAGAGGAAAGAGAAGAGCUCUUCUGAGAGGCGGCACGAGAGCACAAAUGGCAAAUCUCGUUCCAAGAGGUCAGAAGAGAGAGAAGCUGGCGAGAUCUGAACUCAAAAUGAUCUGUGUUGCACUGUAAAUAGUCUGAUAAACAUUCUACACAAAGCCUAAAUUUCCCAUUUAUAUUUACUGAAUACAACUCAUCUUUUGUAGUUUGGGAUUUUUAUUGUUUGGCAGAUAGCUGUGAGUUUGUAGAGACACAGAGUUACGUACUGUUUAACAGGAUUUUGUUUUAGUAGGAAUAAAUAAAUCUGGGUGGAUGGUUUUCAGUCCAGGCCAGUGUGGACACCCCAUGUUUGUCCUGAUGCAGCGAGUGCAGCAGUCAGGGCCAUGCUGUGCCUGGAGCCCUGAGCUGCCCUGACCUUUGUAACGCUUCAGCCCUUCCCAAAAGUCCCACCUGACCCUCUGUGAGCACACCAGUAGCACUGGUUCUCAAUUAUAUUUUUUCCUUCCGUUUAUAUAUGUUAAAAGAAAAUUCAUUUUUUUUUUCCUUCCUUUUAGUACUUAGCCAGCUCAUUUUUAUGUCUCCAGCACUUGAGAGUUGCCCCACUUGCCCAGCUAAGGCAAAACAGACAAAAUUUGGCCCUGAUCUAUUAUGAAAGCUGUUCAACAUUGAGGAUGACCCAAUGAGCCAAAACAUGUUUAUAAGCUGGGCUCAAGUCUGGUUUUAGUACCUUUACAGUUCAGAUAGUUGGUGUGAGCAAAGCAGUGGGAAACCUGGCUGGUUUCUUCUCUAGAGAAGCGCAGCCAUAGCUCAUCUGCCUAUUUACUGUGCACUCUGCAGUCAGAGCUUCCCCGCGGGGCUUCCUGACCUGCAGACAAAGCAGUUGCUGUGUUUCCAAGGCCAGGCAGGCAGAGCGUGCCGAGGGGACUCGGGCUGGAGCCCGUGCAGUGUGUGCCCCUGCUGGGAGCGAGGCACAGCCGUGUCCCCACGCGUGCGGGAGGCUCUGCCUGCUGGCACUCGCUCAUUUGUACCUCGGUUUGUUUCCCACGAGGGCAGGAAGGCGCCUGGCUGUGCCAGCCCCAGCCGCGACCCCCGUUGUGGGAAUGGCGCGAGUGCAGCGCUGUCACCCGCCGAGCCGGGCGCUGCUCGCUGGGGCGGUUCAUUAACUGCCGCCGUUAAUUGCCAUUCCCAGGGGCGGCUCCGGCCGGCGCUCCCCCCUCUCUCCAUUCUCUCCCUCCCCCCAGACGCGGCUCCGGUUCCGCCGCGGUGCUCCCCCGGUGUCAGUCCCUAGUGCAUGCCCCCCCUUCCCUGUCCGUUUUUACAAUUAAUUCCGCGGUUUCACGUGCUGUUUUUGUAACCUCCGUGUGGGGCGCGGGGGGCGGCGGGCGCGCGCUCGGGGUGCCUGUACGUGCCUGUGCUGUUCUCCCGCGGUCUGAGCGCAUUAAAGAUCUGUGUUUGUGGC
Ficedula albicollis (Collared flycatcher) is the source of this 3133-nucleotide messenger RNA. It is a transcript of the gene LUC7L, whose product is annotated as LUC7 like. Gene Ontology annotation, cellular component: U1 snRNP; U2-type prespliceosome. The record is from RefSeq and is a predicted model, not a curated record. NCBI's taxonomy places the organism in Eukaryota, Metazoa, Chordata, Aves, Passeriformes, Muscicapidae. Gene Ontology annotation, biological process: mRNA splice site recognition. Gene Ontology annotation, molecular function: mRNA binding. The coding region runs from base 825 to 1778 and encodes 317 amino acids. The transcript is spliced from 11 exons.